AUGGCCGUCACGUACAGAAAAAAAUUUGUUUGGUUUUUGUUUUAUAAAAUUGUUGUUUGUUUCGGUUUGCUGUUAUCGUCAAGGGUGGUUUCUUUUUCUUCUUCGACUAUGGAAGCAUUUUUGAUAGUUGUCGAUCAAACCGGAAAAGGUGAUUACAAAAGGAUACAAGAAGCAAUUAACUCGGUUGCUUCUAAUAAUUCUCAACAAAUGUACAUUUCGAUUAAACCAGGAAUAUACAGAGAAAAGAUUGUUAUUCCGGCUGAUAAACCUUUUAUAACGUUGAGUGGUACGGAGGGCUUGAAUACCACCAUAACAUGGAACGACAGUGGAGAGAUAUUCGAGUCUCCAACGCUAUCUGUAAUGGCUUCUGAUUUUGUUGCAAGACAUCUCACUAUUCAAAAUACUUUUGGGACAAGUGGGAAAGGUAUUGCUUUGAGAGUAUCCGCAGAUCGGGCUGCAUUUUAUGGGUGUCGAAUUCUUUCAUAUCAAGACACAUUGCUUGAUGAUUAUGGGAGGCAUUAUUACAACAAUUGUUAUAUCGAAGGCGCCACGGAUUUCAUUUGUGGAAAUGCUGCAUCUCUCUUUGAAAAUUGUCAGUUAAAUUCACUUGCUAAAAACUUGGGAAUAAUAACAGCUCAACACCGCAACUCACCAUCAGAGAAUACAGGCUUCAUCUUUUUGGGUUGUAAAAUAACAGGCUUAGAUAACGGCACUGUUCUUGGUAGGCCAUGGGGUCCAUUCUCUCGUGUCAUAUUUGCAAAUACGUACAUGUCAAAUGCAGUAUCACCAGAGGGGUGGCGUGAUUGGGAUGAAUCAAAAUACGAAAGGACUGUGUACUAUGGCGAAUACAAAUGUUAUGGUCCAGGAGCCAACAGAUCUAAUCGGGUUAAAUGGUCUCAUGAGCUAUCACACGAUGAGAGUGCACCUUUUAUGAACAAGACCAUAAUUGGGGGCAGAAGUUGGCUUAGACCUACACCAACACGUUUUAAGAAACACAUGCCUCAUGCCGAUUAGAAUCAACUCAUGUUUGAUAGCUUAAAUUUUACAUGGGUCAUGUGUCCUGAAUUUUGCUUUUGAUAAUGAUGCUAUUUGUAAGAACUUGUACAAUAUUUUUAUAUAUUAUUAAUGUAUUAUACUAAUGUUAACUAAAAA
Messenger RNA from Erigeron canadensis, 1152 nucleotides. RefSeq names its product putative pectinesterase 11. Gene Ontology annotation, molecular function: pectinesterase activity. Gene Ontology annotation, biological process: cell wall modification. The coding region runs from base 1 to 1014 and encodes 337 amino acids. The record is from RefSeq and is a predicted model, not a curated record. NCBI's taxonomy places the organism in Eukaryota, Viridiplantae, Streptophyta, Magnoliopsida, Asterales, Asteraceae. The transcript is spliced from 5 exons.